AUGCUUCAGGUGCAGGCCCGCCGUCAGGACGAACAGGUCCGCCGUCAGGAAGAGCAGGAACGCCGAUUGGAAGAACAGCUGCAGCGUGACAAGGAGGAGCAGGCCCGCCCUCAGGAGGAGCAGAUCCGCCGUCAGGAGGAGCAGGCCCGCCGCCAGGAGGAACAGAACGCCGUCAGGAGGAGCAGGCCCGCCGCCAGGAGGAACAGAACGCCGUCAGGAGGAGCAGGCCCGCCGCCAGGAGGAACAGAACGCCGUCAGGAGGAGCAAAUGCUCUUGUUAAAAGGCAUUCAUGAGACCUUCAGCAAAGAACUAUGGAGUGAAGGAUCAGGUUCUUCAACACGAGGUUGA
Messenger RNA from Arctia plantaginis, 348 nucleotides. The record is from the annotation of a GenBank genome assembly. NCBI's taxonomy places the organism in Eukaryota, Metazoa, Arthropoda, Insecta, Lepidoptera, Erebidae.